UCUAUAUUUCUUCUCUGCUUUUUCUCUUCUUCUUCUUCUCCUCCUUCUUCUUCUCGUUAUGAUUGGAAGACAUUUGAAUAUAAACCCUAAAUUAAAUGAAAUGAUAGAAGUUAAAAGCUGAUUGGAAGAGGCAUUCGGUGAAAGGCCCAAAAAAACAAAAGAAACCACCCACAAUUCACAAUUCACAAUUCACAGUUCACACCUUCCCCAAACGGCUAUAAUUCACGUCACACCACUCUCCCUUGGAAACACACCACUUCACUCCCACCCUCUCUUCCUCUUAGAGAGAGAAACAAGAGAGAGAAAGAGAAAAAAGAGUUCUUGGCGCUUUUUGGGUUUUCUGGGGUGUCUGUGGAUUCAUCUUCUUUUAUUAUGAUUAUUACUGAUUACUGAUUCAUAGAAUCACACUCCUCGAUUCCUGUUCUUAUUGCUGUUGUUGUUGUUGUUCGCCACCAUGUCUGAGGAGUACUAUAAUUCCAAGAAAACUGAUGAUUUCUGCGGUGAUGUUACUGCCCAGGGAACUCGAGCAGCAUUGAGCUUGUCAAGAAUCCGGUGUAUUUUGAGAGGAUUGGACUUCAAGACUUACAUGUUCUUGUUUGUGUUUGUCCCAAUUAGUAUCUUCUUUCUGUAUUUGCAUGGCCAGAAAAUAUCCUAUUUUCUGAGACCACUCUGGGAAUCGCCACCGAAGCCUUUCCAUGAAAUCCCUCACUACUAUCAUGAGAAUGUAUCAAUGGAGAAUUUGUGCAGACUUCAUGGCUGGAGGAUCCGUGAAUCGCCGAGGCGAGUUUUCGAUGCAGUUUUGUUUAGCAAUGAAGUUGAGAUGCUUACUAUCCGUUGGAAAGAAAUGUAUCCAUAUGUGUCACAUUAUGUGAUCCUCGAGUCGAACUCAACGUUCACAGGAUUGCCUAAACCUUUGGUUUUUGCAAGCAACAGGAACAAUUUCAAGUUUGUCGAGUCUCGACUAACGUAUGGGAAGAUUGGAGGAAGGUUCAAGAAGGGAGAAAAUCCUUUUGUUGAAGAGGCCUAUCAAAGAGUUGCAUUGGACCGGCUUCUGAAGAUUGCAGGAAUCGAAGACGACGAUCUCUUGAUCAUGUCUGAUGUCGACGAGAUUCCAAGUGCCCACACAAUUAAUCUCUUAAGGUGGUGUGAUGACAUCCCUCCGAUUCUUCAUCUUCAAAUGAGGAACUACUUGUACUCCUUCGAGUUCUUUCUCGAUGACAAAAGUUGGAGAGCCUCAGUUCAUAGAUACCAGUCCGGAAAGACACACUACGCCCACUAUAGGCAAUCUGAUGUGCUGUUGUCAGAUGCAGGCUGGCAUUGUAGCUUCUGUUUCCGCCGCAUAAGCGAAUUCAUAUUCAAGAUGAAGGCAUACAGCCAUAAUGAUCGGGUGAGGUUUCCUCAUUACUUGAACCCAAACAGGAUUCAGAAUGUGAUAUGCGAAGGAUCUGACCUAUUCGACAUGAUUCCCGAAGAGUAUACAUUUAAGGAGAUUAUUGGGAAGUUGGGGCCUAUUCCUCAUUCUUAUUCAGCAGUACAUCUUCCUUCAUAUUUGUUGAACAAUGCUGAAAAGUACAAGUUCCUUUUGCCAGGUAAUUGCAAAAGAGACGGUGGCUGAUUUUAAAACUGUGACAUUGAUUCCAUUAAGGUUGGACGUUGUUGUGUAUAACAGCACCAAGGGAGCACCAUUGGCCAAGGUUCAAAAGUAGAAAAAAAAUAUAUACCCUUUGAAUCAAGCCAAUGUAAUUUAGGCCAUUCUUUGAAGAGGGAUAUUCUUGAGCAGAAACACUUGCAUGUUCGUGAAACACAUUUAACAUAUAUUUCCCAAACAUUCCUUGAGAAUGUACAAAAUGUGUUGUAACGUGCAAGUAUUUCUCGAUUUGAAAUUUGGCAUGGAUGAUGCAUGAGAUUCUGGUAUGAGGAGCUUGUUGCUGAGGGAAAUAGUGUUACAAUAUCUUAACAAACCUUUUGUACUUUUGACAUUGGUAACAUAAUAGCAAGAGGAUACCAACCUUUUUGUCA
Molecule: messenger RNA, 2019 nt
Organism: Arachis stenosperma
Lineage: Eukaryota; Viridiplantae; Streptophyta; Magnoliopsida; Fabales; Fabaceae
Exons: 2
Coding region: 455-1615 (386 amino acids)
Biological process (GO): N-acetylglucosamine metabolic process; protein N-linked glycosylation
Cellular component (GO): membrane
Molecular function (GO): beta-1,4-mannosylglycoprotein 4-beta-N-acetylglucosaminyltransferase activity
Source: RefSeq, a predicted model, not a curated record